UUUAAUUACGUGCCGGGGAAUUGCGUCAAUUUGUACUUUAGCAUUUGAAAAAAGUGCUGUGAGCGUGGAGUGGGGCUGGUGGAGAGUGAGGCGAAUGUGCGGUUUUGAAACCAGAGCACCGUAAGUCCCUCUCCCUCCAAACGAGACCGUCCCGCGGGCUCUGCGGCCGCCUCUGGACCGUCCGGAGAGAACAUGGCGGCGCCCGGAGCCCGGAGCUGCAGCCUCUCGGGCCUGCUCCCGGCUCAGACCUCGCUGGAGUACGCUCUGCUCGAUGCCGUCACCCAGGAGGAGAAGGACAGCCUGGUCUACCAGUAUCUGCAGAAGGUGGACGGCUGGGAGCAGGACUUGUCAGUGCCCGAGUUUCCGGAAGGGUUAGAAUGGCUGAACACAGAAGAAUCUAUUUCUGUCUACAAGGAUCUAUGUGGAAAAGUGGUUGUCCUUGAUUUCUUCACCUACUGCUGCAUAAACUGUAUUCACCUGUUGCCUGAUCUUCAUGCAUUAGAGCACACAUACUCUGAUAAAGAUGGUCUUCUGAUUGUUGGUGUUCACUCGGCUAAGUUUCCAAAUGAAAAAGUCCUGGAUAACGUUAAGAGUGCUAUUCUUCGAUACAACAUCACCCACCCUGUGGUUAAUGAUGCAGAUGCCAGCCUUUGGCAAGAACUAGAAGUUUCCUGCUGGCCAACUCUGAUCAUACUUGGACCCCGUGGAAACAUGUUGUUUUCUUUGAUUGGAGAAGGACAUAGAGAGAAAUUAUUUUUAUAUACUUCAAUAGCUUUAAAAUAUUACAAAGACAGGGGACAGAUCAGAGAUAAUAAAAUUGGAAUAAAACUCUAUAAAGAUUCUUUGCCACCUUCACCAUUGCUGUUUCCUGGCAAAGUAACAGUAGACCAUGUUUCUAAUAGAUUGGUAAUAGCAGACACUGGACAUCAUAGAAUUUUGGUCGUCUGGAGGAAUGGACAAAUUCAGUACAGCAUUGGAGGACCCAACCCUGGAAGAAAAGAUGGAAUGUUUUCAGAGUCAACUUUUAACUCACCACAAGGUGUAGCCAUAAUGGAUAAUAUCAUAUAUGUGGCAGAUACAGAAAACCACCUUAUAAGAAAGAUUGACCUAGAAGCUGAGAUGGUGAGCACUGCAGCUGGCAUUGGAAUUCAAGGUACAGAUAAAGAAGGUGGAGCUAAAGGAGAAGAACAGCCCAUUAGCUCUCCUUGGGAUAUAGUUUUUGGAAGGUCAGGUUCAGAGGUCCAAAGAGAUGACAUUCUGUGGAUAGCCAUGGCAGGGACUCAUCAGAUAUGGGCAUUCCUGUUGGACUGUGGCAGAUUACCAAAGAAAAAUGAGUUAAAAAAAGGAACCUGCCUUCGGUUUGCUGGAAGUGGAAAUGAAGAGAAUCGAAAUAACUCAUAUCCUCACAAAGCCGGUUUUGCCCAACCUUCAGGUCUUUCUCUGGCCUCAGAGGAUCCCUGGAGCUGCCUGUUUGUAGCAGAUAGUGAGAGCAGUACAGUGAGAACCAUCUCACUGAAAGAUGGAGCAGUAAAGCACCUCGUGGGAGGAGAGAGAGAUCCUAUGAAUUUAUUUGCUUUUGGUGAUGUUGAUGGAGUAGGAAUCAAUGCAAAGCUUCAACACCCGCUUGGAGUAACUUGGGACAAGAAAAGGAAUUUAGUUUACGUGGCAGACUCUUACAAUCACAAGAUUAAAGUUGUGGAUCCAAAAACAAAAAACUGUACAACAUUAGCGGGAACUGGAGAUGCAAGUAAUGUUAUCGGUUCCAAUUUUACCGACUCAACUUUUAAUGAACCAGGAGGCUUGUGUAUUGGAGAGAAUGGUCAGUUAUUAUAUGUGGCAGACACCAAUAACCAUCAAAUUAAAGUGAUGGAUUUAGAAACAAAAACAGUUUCUGUGCUCCCAGUCUUCAGAUCUGAAAGUGCUAUGGUGGACGGCCCAUUCCCAGCAGAAAAACAGAAGACCUUACCCAGACUACCUAAAUCUGCUCCAGACAUUAGACUUUCCCCGGUGGCUGCAUCUCCAGGGCAAACUCUUCAGUUCAAGCUAAGAUUAGACCUCCCAUCAGGAACAAAGCUAACUGAAGGAGCACCCAGUUGCUGGUUUCUAUCAGCUGAAGGCAAUGAAUGGCUUCUUCAAGGACAGAUACCAUCUGGAGAGAUAGAGAGCAUUUCCAGUCAACCAACAAUCUCACUGCAGAUCCCUGGGGAUUGUUUAUCACUCGAAGCCGUUCUCUCUAUCAGCGUAUUUCUUUAUUACUGUAGUGCAGACAGCAGUGCCUGUAUGAUGAAGGGAAUUUUGUUCAGUCAGCCUUUACAAAUAACCGAUACACAACAAGACUACAUACCUCCAGUAGAACUCAAGUAUAUAUUUUAGCAAGCUGGCUAGCAUCCCAGUGCCUCCUGUUCUCCAUCCCCACCAUCACUGUGUAAUUUAUGAAAAGAAACUUUAUUUCUGCCUCUGGGUACCCAGAAACCCAUAGUUGAGUUCUAGCAACUGAUACUAAACUAAAGCUAUGCUCCUUAUUUAUUUAUUAUAGACAAAUUCCUUCCUUCUCACUGUGUACCAGCUAAGUCAUUGACCAUGAUUUGAACCAUGAUCCUGUAAUCUGUGCUGCUAUUUGGCACAAGACCUAAGUCCACAUUAUAGGACAGAAUAUUAUCAUGAGAUAAUUUGCAGUGAAUACUGAUAACAAUAAUGAUACCAAAUUUUUUUUUUUUUUUUUUUUGCGGUACACGGGCCUCUCACUGUUGUGGCCUCUCCAGUUGAGGAGCACAGGCUCUGGACGCGCAGGCUCAGCGGCCGUGGCUCACGGGCCCAGCCGCUCCGCGGUAUGUGGGAUCUUCCCGGACCGGGGCACGAACCCGUGUCCCCUGCAUCGGCAGGCGGACUCCCAACUACUGCGCCACCAGGGAAGCCCCGAUACCAAAUAUUUUAACUAACUUUUUUACAUUUAUCAAGCAGCACAUCUGAAUGUGUAAAUUGCACAAUAACUUUACACAGAGUUAAGAUCCAGUCCACAUAUUAUAAGGACGCCUGCCAUUCAAGGUGCAAGUUCUGUUUUAGGCCCCCAAAAACGUCUUUUCAUCACAGUAGCAGCUUAAAGAGUACCUAGGUGGUAAAAAUGUUCUUUGUUCUCUUCUGCGAUUUUCUCAUUUGAGAUAUAUUUAUUCAGUCUAUUUUAAAUUAUUUGCUAUUUUAACAUACCAUUAUUAAUGGUAUGUUAAAUAUUCUGUAUGUUUCAAUAUACAGAAAAUAUAUUUCUAUAUUUCUAAAAGUUAGAGUCUCUAAGGACAUACAGGCUCACUCCUUUAACUUUUUUCUGAAUGAACAGUCUUACCAAAUAACAGAUGAAUCCACAGAAAUGUUAUGACUUUCGAGGAGAAAGGGACUUUGGGACACAUUACUGUCUGUGAUACCACUUAAAGAACUGUGACACUGAAUCUGAUGCAAAUGGGUAUGUAUGUUGUCUUAGAAGUUUACAUUUCAGUUGAAGCGUUAAAUGCAGAUGUUGUUGGGUUUGGGGGUUUUUUUGGUUCCCAUAUUCAGAAUUUAAAUUAUGAUCAUUUAUUGUGAUGUUUUUAAAAAUUACUGUCAAGGCUUCAAAGUGAAAAUUUCAAUGUGAAGUACUUUCAUGCUAUUAAUAUGUAUAGUAUAUCUUAAUAUAUUACUUUAAAAUAUUAAGGCUGAAACAUACAGUGAUUUGAUGACACUUUUUUGGUGGGGUUUUUUUUAACCUUAAAAGAAAUAGUCACCAGAAGAUAUUGAAAGGUUUUUUUUUAAUCAUAAUUUCUCUUUAUAACUAUUUUAAAAGCCUCUGCUUGUUUUUACUAAAACUGAUUCAACAUGUUUGUGGUUUAGUCAGCUUACAAGAUUUUUAAAAACAGGAGAAUCAUAUUUAUUCAGUAAAUAUGUAUAGACAAUAUAGCAUAAUAUGCCUUCUCCCUUCAAAACCAGUGCUCAAUUUGAAGUGUAAUUUUUAAGCAUGAUCAUCUGCCCAUACCUUUAUAUUUUUUUGAACUAUAGUUUUGAACAUACUAUUCACUUCUUUUAUUCAAGUUACCUAAAUCUGAAGUAAGGAAAUGCAUAGAUCAUGACUUUCAUUUAAUUUGUAGCCUGCUAAAGAUAUUUUUAAAGAGAAGUAUUAUAAAUAUAAAGUUAAAAGGAAUUCUGUUUAAAAUUAUAUAUAAGUACCGCAUAAACCUUUUCUCUCCAUAAAAAAAAUAUGUUCUGUAAUAAAAGGAUAUAUAACAUUAAUUUGCUCUUUUAUGGAGAAUAGGCCAUGGUAAUUUUUUAAUCUCAUUUUAUUAUUAUAGUUCUCAUUUCCAGUUGGACAGGAUAGGUUGGCUUAAUUUUUUCCUAUUUAAGGACAAUAAUUUCACUCUCUGAAAGAAGUAUAUACAGUUUUAAAUUGCUAAUUCAGGAAUGCCUGAUAACUGUUUUUUCAGUAUUAUACACAAAUAUACACACUGUAUGUAUUUUCAUAUACACUAAAAUCCAAAAAUAUUAGAUGUUCAUUUUAUCUAGACAGAGUUUUCUGUUAGUAUUAAGCUUAUGCUCUUCUUGACUUUCAAAGUACAGUUUUACUGAACAUUCUUAUUCUUAGCCACUAGUCUGCAUUGUUUUCUACAUUCAAAGUAUUAUUUAUAUGGAUUGGUAUGAUUUUUUGUAAAUCAUAUUAAGCAAUAUAAAUAGGUUCCUAGAAUUUAUGACUAACAUAAAUCUCUUACAUAAGAGGAAGUACUAGAAAGUCUAUUUUUAAAAACUUUGUGAUUCCUGACUUUGUUUUCUAUAAAGAUUUCUGCAUCUUUUUUAAUUUAUGCAUGAGGAAAAGCAAAAGUUAUGUUCAGUGAUAGUUUAAAAAAAGAUUUUAGUGUUAGUCACUGUAAUCAAAGUGCCAGUAAUGUGGCAUUACAUACACUUAGACAUGAUACCUGGGAUCUUUGCCCUAAAUUAUUCUGCUUUGUCACCAUUUUUUCUGCCACUCGUUAUGAUAUCAUUUCACAAACGGUAGAAUUUUCUUUUCUGAAUUUGUAGUCAGGAUUGAUAGCUCUGAAAAGAAUUUUGCUUAUCUUGAAAAUGCUGUCUGAAGCAAAUAUUUAACCUUUUCACAAGGGGAAGCUUUACAGUUUAAUCACCCAUAAGUGUAACUUUGGUAAAGUUCAAUGACUAAACAAUUUUCUCCUUAACUGUUCUAAUAAUAUAUUUAGCUAUAGUGUUAUCAGGUCUGCAGAAACCUAUAAAUCUUAAAACAGCCAAAAAAAGCUUAGUAUAUGUAGAUGAGUGUAUAUAUAUAUAUAUAUAUGUAUGUAUGUGUAUAUACACUUAUGCAGAUACAAAGAUCAACUCAAUUUCUCACAUGGCCAAUAUACUUUGGAGCUAGUACCACUGAGAUGUUAUUCUCUGCUUGUUUUUCCGUAGUUGGAAAAUUUGCGAAGACAUUAAUAAUACAUACCUCUGUAAUAUAAUUUUCUGCUUACCCAACAUUUAGCAUUAGUUUAUAUCUGCCAAUUAAAAACAGUCUAGCCAUUAUAUUUGGCAUCAUGUUUAAGAACAGUCAUCAAAAACUAAAGUUCAUAGCUCACAAGUUGCAUAAAAAUACAUAUGCAGAGGGACUGUGUCAGUGGCGGACUAUGAAUGGUGGACUUGUGAAUAUUUUUGUUUUCUACUUUUCCGUAAUUUUUUUUAAAUUGAGCAAUGGGUUAUUUAAAAAAAAAAAAAAAAAAAAACCCAACUGGGAAUGUGCUUUAAAGAUUUAAAAUGAACUGAACAGUAAGGACUUGUUCUAUAAUAGCUUUUCUAACGUCACUUUUAUUACCAAAGAUCAGAACACAGUUUAGAGCUCUUUGAUCUACCACUUCUCUUGAGUAUGUGAUAUGGUGGAGACAGAAAUGAUUAUGGCUUUUUCUGCUGGAGUUUUUAUUGUGUGAUGUAGCAUAGCGUUUAUGAGCACAGACUUUGCAGUCGCUUGGAUUCUGCCCUAUAAACUGGGGUUGCUAUACCUGCCUUAUGGAGUUGCUGUAAGGACUCAAUGAAAUAGUGUUUGUAUAGCAGUUAGUAAAUAAUGAAACUGCUAGUUAUUGGCUUAGUUAAUAAUAAUGAUAAUAACUUAUGUCUAUAAACACAUGGCUUCACAUUUUCUUUGCAACCACAGUUUCUAAAGGAAACGAAUUUCUCUAUCAACUGUUUGGUAUUUAAUACUCUCCACAGAGUUGGAAUUCAAGAAGAGAAAGUUUUAUAAUAAACAUAGUACUGUUUUAUAAACGUUGUUAUAAAGAAACACCUACAGUUUUGUUUUUUUAAGACCUGGAACUGAGUAAUACACUUCCUUAGAGGGUCCAGACAUACCCUACACCACAUUCCUGGAACAUACUCUGACGGUGCUUUCCUAAAUCUUCCAAGUGCCUUCAUGCAUUUUGCCUCAUUUGAGCUUCAGAAUAACCUUAUGAAUCAGACAGGUAGAUCUUAUGUCCAUUUUACAGAUGAGGAAGCAGCUUUAGAAUGUUGGCAACGUGUCUUGAGAUCAGCGCUCUCCGAAUAACGGCUGAUGCUGGAGCGGUGCCUGGUGCGGGCAGUUGCUCAGCCAGUUUUGUUGAAUGACUAAGGGUGACUAGUGAGUGAUGGACCUUUUAUUUGAACACAGAUCUCCUAACUCCUAGCUGUACUCCUACAUGUAGAGUGAAAACAGACUGGGAUUAAGAGUACUUACUUUUGUGAAUGCUUUCUUAAGCCUUUGGCAGUACUUAACGUAAUAAUAGCUAAAUUUACUCAGUGCUUACUUACUAUGUGCCUGACACUUCUCUAAGUGCUUUCUGUGUAUUAACUGAUUGAAUCCUCACAACCACCUUAGGAGGGAGGUACUAUUUUCCUUAUUUCCCUGAUGAAGAAACUGAGACAUAAAGAAGUCAUAAGCAGUUGCACCAGUGUAAUGGAGAUCACAAUUUAGGACUGGCCAAGCCUGGGGGCAUCUACUCAGCUACCAUGCUGUGAUGCCUGUCUCUCAAUUUUUUUUUUUUUAAGCAUAAAUCUUCAUAUUUAUAUAUAGUAACUAAUCAACACAAAGAACCCCAAAAAUCCUAGUGGUGACUGAAAUGUAAAGUAAAUCCGUUUAAUUUUACUAGCUUUGGGGACUUUUCAUUAUACAUAGUUAUCCUUCAGGGUUUGGAACAGUCUGUAUAAUUGUUUUUCCCAGAAGAUUUUAUGUACCAUUCUUUCUUAAAUUCAGAUAUUAUCCAGUUUUUCUUAGCAGAUGGAUGUAUUAAAGAAUUAAAUAGCUUUUCAGUUCUAGUUCCAAAAGUGCUAUUUUAAUUAGUCUUCAGAACGUAAUUGUAAGACCUUCUCACAGAAUU
Molecule: messenger RNA, 7346 nt
Organism: Orcinus orca (killer whale)
Lineage: Eukaryota; Metazoa; Chordata; Mammalia; Artiodactyla; Delphinidae
Gene: NHLRC2
Product: NHL repeat containing 2
Exons: 11
Coding region: 193-2373 (726 amino acids)
Molecular function (GO): protein binding
Source: RefSeq, a predicted model, not a curated record